AUCUUUUCUUCUACAUGCUGUUGCUUAAUUAUUGCUUGUGCUCAUGAAUUUUUUCUCACACUUUGACAAUUAAUUCACCCAUAUCUUAAUUUGGUGUCAACUUAUACUUGCACUGCACUCCACUCUUUGACUCACGUUUCUAUAAUCCUAAUAAAAUUGAUUUUCACUAAAAUUGAGUUGAAGGUGUCCCGUGAGUUUAACUCGGUUGGCUGAAACAUUGCAUUAUAUAUGCAUAGGACUGAGAUCAACAUGUGGUUUGUGCACAGAGAUUUGGUAUUUUCAUUGGCAAUAUUUAUGCUGUUGUCAGGAAUAUGUUGCUCAAGUUUUUUGGUCAAAACUGAAAAUAAGAUAAAAUUGGCAGUAUUUUUUACUCCUAAAUUUGAGCUAGAACCUGGAUCAGUUAUUGAGAAAGAUUAUUAUAAUAUUGAUUUUCCAAAAGGUCAUAUAGCAAUUAAGAGUUUCAAUGCCGAAGUAGUUGACGAAGCUGGAAAUUCUAUACCUCUCCAUGAAACUUAUCUCCAUCAUUGGGUUGUUAAUAGAUAUUAUCAAAGUAAACAUGCUACACAAACAAGACAUGAUGGCCAAAAUAUACCUGAAUAUUAUGGUAAUGUUAUGGUGAGAAAUAAUGGUAUAUGUCAGGAAAAUACAAUUGGACAAUACUUUGGUCUUGGAUCUGAAACACGAGGAACGAGAACAGAUAUUCCAGAUCCUUUUGGAAUAGAGAUAGGUAAUCCUGAAGAGGUUCCGGAAGGAUUUGAGGAGAUAUGGAUGAUUAAUAUUCAUGCCAUCGACACGCGCGGCGUGGAGGAUAAGUUAGGGUGCAGCGAGUGCAGGUGUGAUCUUUAUAAUGUUACAGUGGAUGAAUAUUGGAGAGAUAUUAGGCCAGAUUAUAAAGGAGGAUUGUUAUGUUGUUAUGACGAUACACAUUGCAAGUUGAAGGAAGGUUUUGAGGGACCAAAGAGAAGUCUCUACCUAAAAUACACAAUUAAAUGGGUUGAUUGGGAUGAUUUUAUAGUUCCGGUUAAGAUAUAUAUAAUUGAUGUUACUGAUACUUUGAAACUAUCUAAUGAUCCAAAAGGAUUGAAACAUGAUUGUCAGGUUGAGUAUCGAGUUGAAUCUUGUAGCACAAAUCAAAAGGAUGGAAAUGACUGUGUACAUGUGAAGAGGACAAGUCUCCCACUAGAAACUGGUGGCUAUGUGAUCUAUGGUGUUGCCCAUCAGCAUUCAGGAGGAAUUGGAUCCACCUUAUAUGGACAGGAUGGGAGAGUUAUAUGUUCUUCAAUACCAAGUUAUGGAAAGGGAAAUGAAGCAGGAAAUGAGGCAGGGUACAUCGUAGGAAUGUCCACUUGUUAUCCUCAACCAGGUUCUAUAAAGAUAAUUAAUGGUAAAAUUUUAACUCUAGAGUCUAACUACAACAACACCAAAGAACACACCGGAGUAAUGGGGCUUUUCUACUUAUUGGUUGCAGAAGAACUCCCGUACCAAUACUUUAGACAUUCUACUCGUUCUUCAUUUCUUAUGGAUGUAAAUAAUAUACUUUUAGAUAAUUAGUUACAUGUAUACAUGAUAAUACGAGUGGAGUGUCAUAGAGCUAUAGGAAUAAAGACAAUAUUAAAUUAAUAAAAGUGUCACCGAAUACAAAUACAGUACUCUGUAUUAAGCUAGCUAUAGGAGAAAAUUAAGUGAUGUGGGCAUAUUCUCAAAGUCUCAAUCAAUAUUUUGAUGCGUGUUUUAGUGUAACUGAAUUUCUUGGCUUAGUAUACUCUAUUGUAUCAUUGUAAUUGUUGUAAAUUGUAAUGUAAAAGGGACUUUCAUUUA
Molecule: messenger RNA, 1818 nt
Organism: Trifolium pratense (red clover)
Lineage: Eukaryota; Viridiplantae; Streptophyta; Magnoliopsida; Fabales; Fabaceae
Exons: 5
Coding region: 229-1551 (440 amino acids)
Source: RefSeq, a predicted model, not a curated record